Pseudophryne corroboree (corroboree frog) is the source of this 1606-nucleotide messenger RNA. It is a transcript of the gene RAB6B, whose product is annotated as RAB6B, member RAS oncogene family. Gene Ontology annotation, biological process: vesicle-mediated transport. NCBI's taxonomy places the organism in Eukaryota, Metazoa, Chordata, Amphibia, Anura, Myobatrachidae. The coding region runs from base 276 to 902 and encodes 208 amino acids. The transcript has 8 exons. Gene Ontology annotation, molecular function: GTPase activity; GTP binding. The record is from RefSeq and is a predicted model, not a curated record.
UAUAUGGGUGGGGAGGGGAGAGAUGUUGAGCAGAGCAGCCUAAAGCAUCCUUAUUCACCUACUGUAGUGCCUGCUCUGCCUCUCCUAGGAUAGAAAUUAACCUAUUCCUGUCUCACUGCAGACAACACCCAGUUAACCCACAUCCCUGCCUCUUCUUCAGCAUCCAGUCAGCAGAGCACACACACACACAGGGCUGUGAAGAGAAGACCAGCUUGCAGAAAGGGAUUUGGUUGCUCUUUUCCCUGGUCCUGUCUCCCGGUCCUUCCCCGAGCAUCAUGUCUGCAGGGGGAGAUUUUGGAAACCCACUGAGGAAAUUCAAGCUUGUAUUUCUUGGAGAACAGAGCGUUGGGAAGACAUCUCUCAUCACAAGGUUUAUGUAUGACAGUUUUGACAACACGUAUCAGGCUACAAUUGGAAUAGACUUUUUGUCAAAGACAAUGUAUUUAGAGGACCGGACGGUCAGACUGCAGCUCUGGGACACCGCUGGUCAAGAGAGGUUCCGCAGCCUCAUCCCAAGUUAUAUUCGAGACUCUACUGUGGCUGUGGUAGUUUACGACAUCACAAAUCUGAACUCCUUUCACCAAACGUCCAAAUGGAUUGAUGAUGUCAGAACAGAACGAGGAAGUGAUGUCAUUAUAAUGCUUGUUGGAAACAAGACGGAUCUAGCAGACAAAAGGCAGAUCACCAUCGAGGAAGGAGAGCAGCGGGCCAAAGAGCUAAGCGUCAUGUUUAUUGAAACAAGUGCCAAAACCGGAUACAAUGUUAAACAGCUAUUUCGUCGAGUAGCCUCUGCCCUGCCUGGCAUGGAGUGCACAGAAGAGAAAAGCAAAGAUGGCAUGAUUGACAUAAAACUUGACAAAGCCCAAGAGCCGCAGGUUAGCGAUGCCGGGUGUUCUUGCUAAUAUGCAGCGCAUGACAGGUGAGCUGCCAGAGGCUGUGUGCUUAGCAAUGAGAUGCUUCCUAUUGGUUAGCCUGGGAAAACAAAACAUUCGGAAACAACCUCUAGAGAAUGUCAAGAUUCACCACUGUUCCUGACCUCUCCCACCUCCCCGGAGACCUCGUUUGCUUUCUGUCUCUCUCUUUCCUUGUGUUGGUCUUGGGGUUCCUGCCCUCUCUUCUACCAGAGUCGUCUGACAACUGUUAAUCUUUGCACUUUUAUUCCAGUGUCUCCUCUCUCUGCCCCUUCUGUGCUCACAUCCCCCGCUCCUUAGAAAUGCACCUUGAGAUAAGCAGAUUAUUUGCCUACCAUCUACAGGAUUCACUCACUUAUUAGCAAACGUCUAGAUGUAGAAACAUAGAACGGUUCACUGAGUAAUUUAGUCUACGCCAAAUGGUAAAAGCCAAGACUAUCCAAAAAGUGUGUCAGUUGGUUUAUUUAAUUGAUUUAAAUUCACAUUUCACUGAUGUUCUCACCAAGCUUAUCAGAUCACAUUUGUACCUCUUUACUACCCUUCUCAUCCCAAAACAUACCCCCCCCCCCUUACACCUCAGAAGCGAAAGGACAUCAUGACUCCAAAUGCUGUUACUUACAUGACAUUUUAUUUUUAUUUUCACUUUUUUGUUGUAAUAUAUAUAAUUGUACUUUAUUAAAAUUGCCAAAAACUUA